Messenger RNA from Penicillium soppii, 888 nucleotides. RefSeq names its product putative Coatomer subunit epsilon. The transcript has 5 exons. The record is from RefSeq and is a predicted model, not a curated record. Gene Ontology annotation, cellular component: COPI vesicle coat. The coding region runs from base 1 to 888 and encodes 295 amino acids. Gene Ontology annotation, biological process: retrograde vesicle-mediated transport, Golgi to endoplasmic reticulum; intra-Golgi vesicle-mediated transport; endoplasmic reticulum to Golgi vesicle-mediated transport. Lineage: Eukaryota; Fungi; Ascomycota; Eurotiomycetes; Eurotiales; Aspergillaceae. Gene Ontology annotation, molecular function: structural molecule activity; protein binding.
AUGGAUCCCUUUUCCGCAGAGGGUGAGCUCCUUACCAUCCACAGCGCCUUCCACGCCGGCCAAUACCAGGGUGUGAUCGACUUCGAGACCUCCGCGCUCUCCCCUGAGAACCAGAUCCCCGCCCAAGUCCUCAAGCUCCGCGCUCAGAUUGCCCUCGGCCAGUAUGACGAAGCCCUCGCCGAGCCCUCCAUCGAAGAAGACAGCCCCGACCUGUCGGCCGUCAAGGCCCUAGCCCUGCAGUCCUCCGGCAAGACAGACGCCGCCUUGCAGCUUGCGCAAGAGCUCGCUGAGAACUACCCCGAUAACAACACCGUGCAGGUCCUUGCUGCUACCGUGCUUCAGGCACAGGGCCUCAGCGAGGAGGCGCUGGCGCUGCUCGCCAAGCACCAGGGUAAUCUCGAGGCUGUCUCCCUCAUCGUACAGAUCCAACUUCAACAAAACCGAACCGAUCUCGCACUCAAGGAAGUUCAGGCCGCCAAGCGCUGGGCGCAGGACUCACUUCUGGUCAACAUUGCCGAGUCAUGGGUUGGCUUGCGAGUGGGCGGCGAGAAGUACCAAUCCGCGUUCUAUGUUUAUGAGGAGCUCGCCUCCGCACCCAGCACCACCGCACCACUAUCUAUCGUCGGACAGGCCGUCGCUGAGAUCCACCUUGGCCGUCUUCCUGAGGCCGAGGCCGCUCUUACCGCUGCUCUUGAGAAAUACCCCACCGAUGUAGAGUUGAUUGCCAACAGUGUCGUCUUGAAUGUAUUGGCUGGCAAGCAGACUGAGGACCUGGAGUCCCGUCUACAACAGGUCCAGCCUGCCCACCCCCUGCUCGCCGAUAUCCAGGAGAAGAGCGAGUUCUUCGAUACCGCAGCGGCCAAGUUCUCCGCCAAGGUCUCAUCCUAG